AUGCCUGCGCAGGACGGGCGCUGGGGGCGCAUCUCGGAGCAGCGGGCCAGGCAGCUGCAGCGCCAGGUGCAGGCCAAAGAAGAGCGGAUAGUUGAACUGGAAACAGAAAAUGCUGUUCUUCACCUGCGACUGGCCCAGUACCGAGGAAUGAGUGGGAAGGGGGCCGGCACGGCCGCCCAGCUCUGCUCCAGGUGCCCUGAGCAGGAGCCCCCGCGGAGAAGCACAACCCUGGCCGCACCCCAGCUCUGGCGCCACAUUCAGGCCCUGAAGCACGACACAGAGGCGCUGCGAGCUUCUUCCCUGGAGGUUUUCAGAGCUUGCCGGGAGCACCUGCAGGACGGGCUUUCUGAGGUGGUGGCGGCCAUGCAGAGGGCACCGCUCUGCCAUGAGGCUCUGCUAGCCUGGCAGUCGAAGGUGGGCCGCCUCGAGAGGUCCUUGCAGGAGGUGAGCGCGCUGUAUGAGCUGGAGAGGCAGAAGAGGAAGGUGCUGCACAACCGUUUGGUGGAGCUGAAAGGGAAUGUCAGAGUUCAUUGUCGGAUCCGCCCUCUGCUGCCUUCUGAUGAGGAAUUGGAUGGUCGAGCUUCCCGGGACAGCUUGGCGUCCGCAGGAGUGGUCCACGCCGUGGACGACGAAACCGUCCUGGUGAGAUGGGACCGUCCGGCUCACCGCUCGAUCCACAAGACGUAUAGUUUCGAGAGGGUUUAUGGUCCGGCAGAGUCUCAGCAAGUGGUGUUUGCGGAUGUGUGCCCGCUGCUUACGUCUCUCCUGGACGGGUACAACGUCUGCAUCCUGGCUUACGGGCAGACCGGAUGCGGGAAGAGCUACACCAUGCUGGGUCCGCGUUCUAAGGACGAGCGUGGCGACCUCGGAAUCGUGCCCAGGGCUGCUGGGGAGCUCUUCAGGCUUAUUUCAGAAAACCCAUCCAGGAGCCUGAAGGUUGACGUGUCCAUAGUGGAAGUGUAUAAUAACGACAUUUUGGACCUUCUGGCCAAAGAGCGGCAUCCAGCGGUGUCUGGGCCCCCGCGGGAGGCGCCAAUGACCAAGGCCACAAAGCGGGAGGUGGCGCUGCCCACCCGAGUGCCCGUGCACAGUGCGGAGGACUUCGUCGCGCUUGCUGCUGGAAGCCUGCAGUUCCGGGCACGGCUCGCCACCAGUGUGCACGCCUGUUCUUCCAGGUCCCACCUGAUAAUAACGGCCACUCUCACCGCAGCCCCUGCCGGCGGCAGCCCCGCGGACGGGCAGUCACUCAGACCACAGCUCCAGGGGCAGCCAGCAGGCGGCAGAGCCUCACCCGGGUCCCCCGGGGCCCAGCGAUCGGGGGAGCAGGUGCACGCCAAGCUGCAGCUCGUGGACCUGGCGGGCAGCGAGUGUGCGGGUGUGUCUGGAGUGACAGGAACGGCCCUCAGGGAGACUUCGUUCAUAAACCGGAGCCUGGCAGCCCUCGCGGACGUCCUGGGGGCCCUGGCGGAGCACAGAGACCACAUCCCCUACCGCAACAGCCAGCUCACCCGCUUUCUCCAGGACGUUCUCGGUAACGUGAGGGUCCCCCACCCGGAGAGGCCCCAGACCACAGGACACCCGGGUGCCACGCCACCCUGUCCCCUGCCCUGGGGGGCCUUGCUCCUCCUGGCCAUACCUCCCUGGGGGACGUCCCGGCCCCCAGGUCACUGUGCACUCCCUGCACGUUCUCUGUGUCACUGUGCACUGGGCUGCUUGGUUUGCACGGGCCUGGCAAGCUCCCCGGGUAGGUGCUCGGCUCCUUUGUGUCCCGUGUCCCAUCCUGUCGGGUAUGCGGAGGGCUCGCGCUGCUGA
This is a messenger RNA of Lontra canadensis (Northern American river otter), 1812 nucleotides long. It is a transcript of the gene KIF25, whose product is annotated as kinesin family member 25. The transcript is spliced from 14 exons. Gene Ontology annotation, biological process: microtubule-based movement. Gene Ontology annotation, molecular function: microtubule binding; ATP binding; microtubule motor activity. Bases 1 to 1812 code for a protein of 603 amino acids. The record is from RefSeq and is a predicted model, not a curated record. Lineage: Eukaryota; Metazoa; Chordata; Mammalia; Carnivora; Mustelidae.